Messenger RNA from Kluyveromyces marxianus DMKU3-1042, 744 nucleotides. Its product is annotated as PITH domain-containing protein. The record is from RefSeq and is a predicted model, not a curated record. Gene Ontology annotation, cellular component: nucleus. Lineage: Eukaryota; Fungi; Ascomycota; Saccharomycetes; Saccharomycetales; Saccharomycetaceae. The coding region runs from base 1 to 744 and encodes 247 amino acids. The transcript has a single exon.
AUGUCAGGCCAUAAUUGCGAAGACGAGUAUCAUUCUCAUAACCAUGAUCACGACAAUGACCACGGUCAUGACCAUGGUCAUUCACACGACACGCCGAUAGAAACUUUCUCUCAGCAAUCAUUAUAUGCAUAUAUUGAUACUACAAAGGUUCAAGUCCGAAAUGGGGUCAGUAGUGACAGAAUAACAGAGCUACCAAAGUGUUUCUUGAAGCCACAAGGUGAAAAAUAUGACACCUCACGAUAUGUGGAGUCGGAUGCGGACUGUCAGCUUUUGAUUCAAAUUCCAUUUACUGCAUCUGUUAAGGUUUUCACAAUGCUUCUAAGAGUGAACAAAAGUGGGGCCGGCUAUAGCACUCCCAAGGCUAUACAGCUAUACAAGAACUACAACAAAAACCUGGAUUUCGACACAAUAUCUGAUCUGAAGGCAGAUUAUACAUUUGAGUUCCCUAACAACAUUGGCGUGGAACCAGACUACAGCGGUGAAUCCCUAACCGAUGAGAACACAUUCAUGAAGUUUGAUCUACCAAGAAACAUUUUCCAAAACUGCGAGAGUGUCACUAUGUUCAUAAAAGACAACUGGUCUGAUGAUGAGGACGAUUUAGACAGAAUUUACUACUGCGAAUUAAGGGGCGAGGUUACGGGAAAACUCAGAAAUCUCGGAGCUCCGAUUGUUACCGUAUACGAGGCUGCUCCAAACCCCGUUCAUGCGAAACUUGAAUCCCAAAAUUUGCAUUACACUGCAUGA